Molecule: messenger RNA, 1617 nt
Organism: Letharia columbiana
Lineage: Eukaryota; Fungi; Ascomycota; Lecanoromycetes; Lecanorales; Parmeliaceae
Exons: 2
Coding region: 1-1617 (538 amino acids)
Biological process (GO): maturation of LSU-rRNA; maturation of 5.8S rRNA
Cellular component (GO): preribosome, large subunit precursor
Source: RefSeq, a predicted model, not a curated record
AUGCAGCUCAGAAACCACGAGACCGGCAAGGUGGCUAAUACCGCCAACCUCACCAACAACAAUAAUCGCAAGCAGAAUAUGGGCAGUGACAUUCCAGAAGUCUCUGCUAACGAAAUUUCUGGCAAGAAUCUCAGAAACCGCAAGGUCACUGUGAAUUCCGAACCUACCAAACCCAAAUCUAACACACAUCGCGAGCAACCAGUCAUUGCCGAGACUCUUGAUUUUCCUGCUGAUGAAGCUACAUCAUUGAGCCUUGAGAAGGCCAAGGCCAAGCUUCGCAACGCUUUAGAAGCUCACCGCGACAAGUCCAAAAUCCACGGCAAUACUACGGAUUCAUCCGCUGAUGAAGCUCCUGCCCUCGCUCUGAAAACCUUCAAAGUCAAGCCCAUCAACACUUCCAAAGCAGAUUCCGUCAAGGAGGCCGCCAAGCAUCGACAACUUACCAGUAAAAUCUCAGAUUCCUCCGCCGACGAAGCUCUCGCCCCGAACAUCAAGAUGGCCAAGGCCAAGCCUACCAACACAUCCAAGGCCCCCCCUACUAAGACUGUCAGCAAGCAACAAAAAGCCUCCGGGAAGGCCUCAAGUCAUUCCGCAGACCAAGCUCCCGCUGUGGAACCUACGAAGGCAGGAUCAAGCAAAAUGAUCGCACAGAAGGAGAAGGUCUCCAGUUCUGAACUUUCUUCGCUCGACGACGUUGAUAUCUCUAUCGCAGACCCUACCGACGCAGGCGCAGAUGCUGCCUCACCCUCAACCUCGGAGCAAGUCUCAGGUGGAGAAGACGGAUCAGAAGAAGGGGACGAAGAGAACAAGGAGUACUCAGAAGAAGAACAUGAUGAAGACGAAGCCGGCGAAGUAUUUCGAGCAGCCCGAUUCGAAGCCGAGGCCGAAUCGAUCACCAGCUCUGAGAAAUCAAUGGCUUCCGACGCCGGAUUCGGCUCGGACGGCGAGUCCCAUCCAGACAACAAAAAGAAGGAAACCUUCAAAGCCGACGACGCCAGCGCCUUCGCAUCUUCCAUGUCCGCAAUCCUAGGUAACAAACUCACCACAACACAACGUGCAAACCCUAUCCUCGCGCGUAGUGCGGAUGCCAAAGAAGCGGACGAGGCGCUCCUUGAUCUGAAGUUGGGGAGGAAAGCUAAGACCGAGAUUAGGAGGAAGCAUCAAGAGAAGUUGUUAAAGGAGAUCCAUGGUGAAGGGGCAGGGGACAUGGUUGGAUCCAUUGCUGAUAUCGAAGAUCCCGAGGAUUAUGGGACCGUCUUUGCGUAUCAGCAGCGCGAGAAGGGGUUGAGGAAGACGGCGGAGAAGGGAGUGGUCAAGAUGUUCAAUGCGUUCACCCACGUGCGUGGAAAGACUGUGGAGGCGAAGGGGAUGGUUGGGAGUAGGGCUCAAAAGGAGGGAAAAGCUACCGAGAUGACUAAGGAGGGUUGGUUGGACUAUGUUGGUCAGGGUGGGGAAGGCACGACUGAGGAGGAGGGCUUGGGCAAGGUUGCAGGGGAGAAUAGCCUUUCCGAGCUUGGGGAGGAGGACAAGAUCGAGAAGCAGAGUGAGCUUGGAAAGAAGGGCGAGUCUGGGCCGAAAGGGAAGCUUGGCAAGAAGCGAGCUUGGGAAGAAGAGUGA